CAGUGAGCGCACGCCGAGGGAUGUGCGUGCGCAACGGAACUAUUCCGAUACACGUUCGAUAUUUGAAAACAAUGACUGUUUAGUGUUUUUUUUUUUUUUAUUAAGUGUCUCACGUGCCAAUAAGUUGCCUUGGAAAGUGUGUUAGUUUUUAAGGAUAAAGAAAAAUUGGAUUUAAAGGAUAUUCGUCCGAGAUGUCAUCUUUCAUUUCCACUUCCGCGGAGAGCCAGCCUGAAGUUAAAAAUCGUAUUUUAGAAAGAGACGCUGGAUUCGUCUCUGGUGGAGACGAUGAUGAUUCCUGUUCGGGCCCGGCGCAUUCUGACGACUCCGGAGUUCGCCUCGACUCCCGCGCCGAAAGCGACCGGCCCAAGAGAGAACGCACCCCCGUCAGGCUACAACCACCCAAAAAAAGAAUAAGACUUAGUUCCAGAGAAGACCUCGCUAGCCCAGAAAGCGACGCCCCAGCCAGCCCAUUCCGACCCUGGUCCUUCACAGAAGAACCACAGAACGAACCUCUCUCUUUAGUAAAGAAAACUAGUGAAACCACCCUCUUAAGACAAAGAAGAAGACCCUUAGAACCUCCCCCGCCUAUUCCCCCACCGCCGGUACCGGAACCCAGACCGGGACCACCGAGAGUACCACCCCACCCAGGCGUAGUCGAACCUUACAAUGAAAAACCUAAACCCAGGGAACAGAGGAACUACAAGAACAUGACCAGGGAAAGGAGAAUAGAAGCCAACGCCAGAGAAAGAACCAGAGUCCACACUAUAAGCGCAGCCUUCGACACUCUUCGGAGAUCAGUUCCUGCGUAUAGUCACAACCAGAAACUUUCCAAAUUAUCGGUUUUACGAAUAGCGUGCGCAUACAUUGCUGCUUUAUCAACUGCGAUAGAUCCUGAAGCUGAUUUAUCGACAGCAGUGGAGGCCGUGACGCAAACGAUACACACGGAAGGGAAGCUACGGAAGAAGAAGGAUGAUCCGUGAAGGAAUGGAAGUUAGCUCGUUGGGUUGUGAUUCCAGACUAAGCUAGGCCAGAAGAAAGCUGAUAAAACCUGCGUCGUGCCAUGACAGGCCCUAUAAAAGCAAUUUAAUGAUAAAACGUAACAAUGGUUGCCUAUGACCGAAUACACCUAGUUAGAAAUUUCCAGGAUCCUACCAAUCUACCAGGAUCUAUAGACAAAUUAGUCGAUGACUUAACUCCGACAAAAGAAAAGGCUUGUGAGGAAACGAUUGUGUGAAUUGGAAAGAAAAGUAGAAAAUGUUUGUCUGUCAGUCACGGUAGACAUAACUAUACCGUCCUAUGAAGCCUGAAUUAAUGUUUCAUCUGUGUUAGUACAAAAACGACAAUAAAUUUGCAUGUAUCUGAUUAGAUUGAUGUUGUAGACGAUUUGACUGAUAAAGAAUUUGUACGAAAAUGUUCCUGCAGUAAUACCUACUUAUAAUUAUGUAGUUUUUGGAUCUCGCAUUACCUAAUAUAAAAGACGUUAAGGUUUUAAUGAUAAGGGUAGUAGCAACAACACAAUCAAUUUAUCGAUAAAUCCGUUAAUUUGUAAAAUCAUAUUUAAUUUAAUUACCUGUUUUUUUGACUGAUCUAUGUGUCAUAGUGUUAUGUUUACACAUAGAGAUGUUAAAAUAUCAUUUCUUUAAAAUUCUUAACAAACUUUUUCCCUUUUAGAUAUUUCCCAUCCUUAUAAUGGCCUAUAUUAGAUGAUCUGUAUUAGAUGUAGGUAAUGUUACAUUUAAUGAUAAUAAUUGAUGUUAACCAUUCCUCAAUUCCAGUAUUAAAGAGAAUAAACAUUCUAAUGAUGAAUACAUAAAAUUGAAAAUGUUCGUUAUUAUGUAUUCAUUAUAAUAAUGUUAGUUAAUCGAAAAAGUCUGUUAGUUUGUUUUUCCUAGCUAAAACCGCUGUUCAUUAAAAAGGAAAUAGACCCAAAUUUUACCGACUUUAAAAUGAGAUUUACAAUCAUGUUUUGUGGCGCAGCAGUGGAGGUCCACGCAGGCAAAGCCUCAGGCAAUAGCUAGUGUAAAAUAUAUUUGGCUUUAAUAAUACGUAUAUUUAUUGAAAUCGAGUCAGUAAUUUUAAGCAAACUGUAUGUAUGUAACUAAAUGUAAUUAAUGCAUUUCCUGUAAAUAAUAAGUAAUUAAAUGCUGUGUGUAAAUAGAAAUCUUUAUUUGUGUUAAGUUAAAAAGCUGUAAAUUUACAGCCUUUUAUGUUCUUAUUUCGGGUUUUGUUUUGUCGUUUUUAAUUUGUAAACAUGAAAAUGUUGCCACUUAUUGAUGUCCCUCAUAAGCUAUAAUAGUCCUAGAGGACUCUUAUAGAAUUACUUGUUUAAGUUUUAUCGACGUAUCGUAUUUAUAUGACCUAUUCGACGUUUAUUCCCAGAAAAAAUACAGCCUUUUAAUCAUUGUGAUAAUAAAUUAUAGGUAGGCUGAAAUAUAAAAAAAAUUGCAUUGUGUAACGUAACUAAAUGGAAAAAAUUUCAGUAUACUAUUUCUGACUAGGAACCUAUUUAAAUUAAUUAAAACCAGUAAUUGUGAAGUGGCAAUACUGUAAAAAUUAAAUUAAGAUGAACAGAGAAUAAAUGAUGAAAAGUACACAAAACUA
This is a messenger RNA of Amyelois transitella, 2601 nucleotides long. It is a transcript of the gene net, whose product is annotated as transcription factor ATOH8. Gene Ontology annotation, molecular function: protein dimerization activity; DNA-binding transcription factor activity. Lineage: Eukaryota; Metazoa; Arthropoda; Insecta; Lepidoptera; Pyralidae. Bases 192 to 980 code for a protein of 262 amino acids. The record is from RefSeq and is a predicted model, not a curated record. The transcript is spliced from 2 exons.